AUGUGGAAUCCGCUGCACGAAAGCGACUCGGCCGCGGCCGCUGUGCGCCGUCCACGCUGGCUGUGCGCUGGGGCGCUCCUGCUGGCCUCCGGCCUUAUCCUCGGCUUCCUUCUCGGGUGGUUUAUAAAACCCUCCAAUGAUGCUACUAAUGUAAUUCCACAGAAUAACCAGAGGAGGGCAUUUUUGGAUGAAUUGAAAGCUGAAAACAUCAAGAAGUUUCUAUACAAUUUUACACAGAUACCACAUUUAGCAGGAACAGAACAGAACUUUCAGCUUGCCAAGCAAAUUCAGGCCCAGUGGGAAGAAUUUGGCCUGGAUUCUGUUGAGUUAGCCCAUUAUGAUGUCCUCUUGUCCUACCCAAAUACGACUCAUCCUAACUACAUCUCAAUAAUUGAUGAAGAAGGAAAUGAGGUUUUCAACACAUCAUUAUUUGAACCACCUCCUCCAGGAUAUGAAAAUGUUUCAGAUAUUGUGCCACCUUUCAGUGCUUUCUCCCCACAAGGAAUGCCAGAGGGUGAACUAGUGUAUGUGAACUAUGCAAGGACUGAAGACUUCUUUAAACUGGAGCGGGACAUGAAAAUCAAUUGCUCUGGGAAGAUUGUGAUUGCCAGAUAUGGGAAGGUUUUCAGGGGAAAUAAGGUGAAAAAUGCCCAGCAGGCAGGGGCCAUAGGGGUCAUUCUGUACUCAGACCCUGCUGACUAUUUUGCUCCUGGGGUGGAGGCCUAUCCGGAUGGCUGGAAUCUCCCGGGAGGUGGUGUACAACGUGGAAAUGUCUUAAACCUGAAUGGUGCAGGGGACCCUCUGACACCAGGUUAUCCAGCAAAUGAAUAUGCUUAUAGGCGUGCAAUGACAGAGGCUGUUGGGAUACCAAGUAUUCCUGUUCAUCCGAUUGGAUACAAUGAUGCCCAGAAACUCCUUGAAAAUAUGGGGGGCCUGCCACCACCGGAGAGCAGCUGGAAAGGAGGUUUGAAUGUGCCCUAUAAUGUUGGACCUGGCUUUGCUGGAAAUUUUUCUACACAAAAGAUCAAGAUGCAAAUCCAUUCUGUCAGCAAGGUGACAGGAAUUUACAAUGUGAUCGGUACUCUCAGAGGAGCAGUGGAACCAGACAGAUACGUCAUUCUUGGAGGUCAUCGAGACUCGUGGGUGUUUGGGGGCAUUGAUCCUCAGAGUGGGGCUGCUGUUGUCCAUGAAAUUGUGAGGAGCUUUGCAACCCUGAAAAAGAAAGGGUGGAGGCCUCGACGAACGGUUUUGUUUGCAAGUUGGGAUGCAGAAGAAUUUGGUCUUCUUGGUUCUACUGAGUGGGCAGAGGAGAAUUCCAGACUUCUUCAAGAACGUGGUGUGGCUUAUAUUAAUGCUGAUUCUUCCAUAGAAGGAAACUACACUCUGAGAGUUGAUUGUACACCACUGAUGUACAGUUUGGUAUACAAUCUUACGAAAGAGCUGCAAAGCCCUGACGAAGGCUUUGAAGGAAAAUCCCUUUAUGAGAGCUGGUAUGAGAAAAGUCCUUCAUAUGAAUUCACUGAUAGGCCCAGCAUUAGCAAGUUGGGAUCUGGUAAUGACUUUGAAGUUUUUUUCCAAAGACUUGGCAUUGCUGCAGGUAGAGCACGUUACACUAAGAAUUGGGAUGUCUACAAAUUCAGCAGCUAUCCACUGUACCACAGUGUCUAUGAAACAUAUGAGUUGGUGGAAAAAUUUUAUGACCCAACAUUUAAAUAUCAUGCCACAGUGGCCCAGGUUCGUGGAGGCCUCGUGUUUGAACUAGCCAACUCUUUAGUGCUCCCUUUUGACUGUCGAGAUUAUGCUGUAGCUUUAAAAAGUUAUGCUGGCACAAUCUACAAUAUUUCAAUGCAACAUCCGGAGGAAAUGAAAACAUAUGACGUAUCCUUUGAUUCACUUUUUUCUGCAGUAAACAAUUUUACAGAAAUUGCUUCUAAAUUCAAUGACAGACUCCAGGACUUGGAUAAAAGCAACCCAAUAUUGUUGAGAAUUGUGAAUGAUCAACUAAUGUUCCUAGAACGAGCCUUCAUUGAUCCCUUAGGGCUACCAGACAGGCCUUUCUACAGGCAUAUCAUCUAUGCUCCAAACAGCCAUAAUAAGUAUGCAGGAGUGUCAUUCCCAGGAAUAUAUGAUGCUCUGUUUGACAUUGAAAACAAACAGGACCAAUCCAAGGCCUGGGAAGAAGUGAAGAAACAGAUUUCUAUUGCAGCCUUCACAGUGCAGGCUGCAGCAGGGACUCUGAGGGAAGUCGCUUAAGAGGAUACCUUAGACAGUAUGUACUGAAUCCUAUGGCAUGUCAAUCAGAAAGAAUCAUAACGGCCAUAUUCAUGUAGAAAAUGGAAUUAAAAUAUGAAAUUAAUAAAAAAAAAAAGCUUUAUCAACCAAGCUCUAUCAAGUUCAAGACACAAGUAAUCAUGUCAAGAUCCAUUUCAUCCAUCCUUUAAAAACUGAGAAUUCUGGAAACUUCACCAUAUCAAUGCCAUCCUUUUUACAUUAUAAACUGAACAAAAACCAAUGCCUUUUAAACAUAUUUUUUAAAGUAGAAAGCAAAUGAGAAGCUGCCACUUCAGGACUGUAAGUUGGAUGCCAAAUGAUUUCCUGUCAAAACUUCUGCUUGAUAAGAGGAAUAGUCAGGAACAUUAAAAAAAAAAAAAAAGAUUCUCUGGUAAAACCUUCCCAGGUAUUUUCCAGUUCAAGUUUUGGCUAACUUUUCUGUAGAAAUCUCAUUGUAAGACCAUGUUAUUAUUCUUUUGCCUUGAAAAGUCAACAGUGGUUAAUAAACUUUUAGAAUUUUUAAAAAA
Messenger RNA from Ochotona curzoniae (black-lipped pika), 2798 nucleotides. It is a transcript of the gene FOLH1B, whose product is annotated as folate hydrolase 1B. Gene Ontology annotation, molecular function: carboxypeptidase activity. NCBI's taxonomy places the organism in Eukaryota, Metazoa, Chordata, Mammalia, Lagomorpha, Ochotonidae. The record is from RefSeq and is a predicted model, not a curated record. The transcript has 19 exons. Bases 1 to 2253 code for a protein of 750 amino acids.